Molecule: messenger RNA, 8254 nt
Organism: Ahaetulla prasina
Lineage: Eukaryota; Metazoa; Chordata; Lepidosauria; Squamata; Colubridae
Gene: ATAT1
Product: alpha tubulin acetyltransferase 1
Exons: 10
Coding region: 239-1147 (302 amino acids)
Biological process (GO): alpha-tubulin acetylation
Cellular component (GO): microtubule
Molecular function (GO): tubulin N-acetyltransferase activity
Source: RefSeq, a predicted model, not a curated record
UCCCGCCCGCGAGGCGAGGCGAGGAGGCGCGGUCGGCUGUAGCCGAGCCUGGUUGCUAUAGGCGAGUUUGGCGGCCCGGUUGCUAAAGGCGGAGCCGAGCGCGGCACGUCGCUCCGAGACGUGCCGGGGCUUUUUGCGUUGUUAGGCGGAAGUCCGCGGCGCAACCCCCGGCCUAAGAAGAAGAAGAAGAAGAAGAGGGAAAGAAAGAAAGGAAGGAAGGGACCCGGAUGCCGCAAGUAUGGAGUUCCCUUUCGACGUGGACCUGCUCUUCGGCGAGCGGAUCGCGACGGUGGAUCAGCAUUUGCAGCCGUCGGGCAGAAAGGGAGCCGGGCUCACUGCCACUCACAGAGCUGAUAUGCAGCAGCAACUCAUGAAGAUCAUAGAUGAGAUGGGCAAAGCCUCUGCCAAGGCCCAGAAUUUGCCAACUCCAAUCACCAGUGCCUCACGGAUGCAAACCAACCGCCAUGUGCUCUACAUCCUGAAAGACAGUGAAGCAAAAAUGGCUGGCAAAGGGGUUAUAAUUGGCUUCCUCAAAGUUGGUUACAAAAAACUCUUUGUAUUGGACCGUCACGGGGCUCAUAAUGAAGUGGAACCUCUGUGUGUGCUGGAUUUCUACAUCCACGAGUCUCUUCAGCGGCAUGGCUAUGGCAAGGAGCUCUUCCAUUACAUGCUGCAGCGAGAGCGUGUAGAACCCUAUCAAUUGGCAAUCGACCGGCCAUCAGAAAAACUUCUGUGCUUCCUGCGUAAACACUAUAGCCUCAGUGACACAAUCCCCCAGGUGAAUAAUUUUGUAAUUUUCCAGGGCUUUUUCAGCCACCAGCAUGCCCCAGCAAGGAAACUGCCUCCAAAGCGCUCUGAGGGAGACAUAAAACCAUAUUCGCUGUCGGAUCGAGAAUUCUUGAAGGAAGAGGCUGAGCCACCUUGGCCCUUCAACCAGUCCCGGGCACUGACUCGCUCUAGCAGUGUGGGGAAUUCUCCGGUGCGAGGCUGCCUCAAACCUUUUCUCAACGAGCAAGAGCUGCUGAAGAACUUGCGUCUCUGUCCCCCACACGCAGCUGCCCAACACCUGAUCAAUGGUGAUCCGGGCAACCUGCUUUCACAGAGGCGGAGAACCAGCUCCCUGAACCGCUCUGAAAACAGCCACUGAUCGCCAGUCUCUACUAUGUCUCCCCAACCAUUGGACCUCUACUUUUUAGCAGCAAGAUUUGAAUUUCAUCCAGUUUCUUCAUCCUCUUCUUUUUAAUAAGCUUUAUGGGUACAGCCUAUAAGGAUGGGCAUAAGCCUAUAAGGAAGUGGGUUUAUUUAUAUAUAACAUUGGGUGUGUCUAGAUUUCACUUUUUUAACAUCACGGUUUCCAAAAGUGCUUAAGAAGUGGAACGUAAUUGCGAUUUGGAUGAGCGAAUUCUCCUACUUGAUUAUUUGCCUCUUAGAUCCAACUAUUUAUGAAGAUAUGCUUUAGUUCCUAAAUGGUUUAAGUUUACAGGAAAUGAUUAGUACUGACUUGUUACCCGGCAUUAUGGUAAUAUAAACAGAUGCCUGCUACAGCAUGGAUUUUGCCAAUGACCCCCACCAUGACUAACUUAAUUUAAUCUAAAUUAGAUUAAAUUAGAGGGCACCCAAGUCCAGAUGAUUCUAGGUGCCUUAGAUUAAAAAAAAAAAAGCAAGAACGAUAAAAAUGAAACAGAAUACAAAUGUCCAGAAGGGAAACCUAGAACCCAAAGAUGGAAAGGGUAAAUUAGUUGUCAGCUAUAAAUUAUUGUUGAUCUUUUUGGAAGCCUGGUAGCCAAAGGAGUACUCUUAUAUUGUAUCAGAUGUGGGCCAGAUGGUUUUUACAGUAAAGGUUUUAUUUAAUUUAAUUAAUACUGAUACUAUUGCUACUCUGUGGAUGAGGGCCAUUUCUAGUGUUGGCUUUAGAUCUUGAAGAUAAUGUAUGUUGUUCUUUCAGAGAGUUGAAUGUAAGUUAGUAGAGGCAUUGGUACAUGUGUUGUUGUCUCUAGUAAAUGGUUUCAGAGAGUUUGUAGCAGGUUGGAAACCUGCCGGCUUUUACUUGGUUGUUAAUAGAAAGUGUAGAGGGAUCUUCUUAAGUUAAGAUCACAAAGGAUUAUUUCUCAUCAGAUUUUGAAUGAAAACAAUUAAGGGAAUAAUUGAAAUCUUAGCAAAUUGUCAUUGAGCUACUAUAAUAUUAAUAUUUCAGUGUGGUUUAUUUAUAUGCUGUUCUGGUGUUUGGCAAGUGAUCUAAACCAAAGACCUUUGGUUUAGGAAAAGAUGUAAAAAUGAUUCUCCAUAGGAUCUUUGAUUCAAAAAUGAACCAUGGAAAUGAGAAAAAACAGGUAUAAGAGGGCAAUGUUAGACUAAGUAAGUUUAAAUUUAGUUUAAAUUUAGAUACAUCAAGGGAAAUUUAGAUUCCUGACCAAGAAACACUGCUAGAUUCUGUCUUUCUCUAUAAUCAUGUCAUUCUCUUUCUCUUCGUCUCACUCACUUUCAAUCACACGUAUUCAGAAUCUAAUGAGAAAUAUUCUUUAACAAGUUUGCCUUGGUCGGUCUUGAAAAUACCUUUGGACCCUUUAAAUGGGGCUGCGUUAAAGCAUAUGGCUGGUAGUCUUUUUUUUUUUUUAAAGAAAGAAGCAGAAGUUUACCCUUUUCAUUAGGUCUGCAGCAAAGUUCGCUAUUUAUUAUAAAACCUAGUUGCAUUUAAGUACUGUAAGAUUUUCUCUUGGGCUUGGUACAUUGGAUUUUGGUACCAAAAUUUACCAUUGAGUUCUCUGUCAUUAAGACUAAUGGUGAUAAUAAAUCAUGUUCAUUGUCUUAGGAUCUGGUGGAAAAACCAAGCAUGUGUCAUGGUCUGAAUGGGCAGCCUUGACCCCUCUCAGGCCACAUGUGAACUCUGUUUUUCAAACCUGCCAAACUCUGCAAGAAUCAUUAAAAAUCGGUGUCAUUGUAAUGUAGUACUUAAAAUAGGCUGGAUAUAGUUGCAAAGCCAGAACAGAUGUCUCAGUUCUGAUCUAAUGCUAGGAGGGUUGGAGUUAGGAGGGCUGCAUUAAAAUACAUACUAAGGGUCUUCUGGGCUCCAGAAUGUGCCAGUGGCAACGUAAAGAUGGGAUGGGAGUGAGAGGAAGUACACAAAAUGCUCUAGACCAGCGGUUCUCAACGUGUGGGUCGCGACCCUGUUGGGGGUCGAAUGACAAUUUGCCAGGGGUCGCCCAAGACCAUCGGAAAUAUGGGAAGUAUACUUGCGAGUCGAAGAAUCGUGAAUUCGGCUUCAGGCACAAUGAAUUAAAAAAGAGAGAAAUCUUUGCUCUUGAUGUCUCCCUCUCAAGCCAGCUGCAACCACUCCCAAUCGCUAGCCUAAUCUGGAUUCAGGCGCAAUAAAUUUAAUAGGGGAGGAGUCUCCGCUUUAAUGCCUCCAUCCUCAAGGCAAUCGCAAGCACUUCAGAUCGCUAGCCAAUACGGCUUCAGGUGCGAUAAAUUCAAAAAAACAGUUUGCCGCUUUUCCCCCCCUUCUGUUGAGGCGCGCUGAGAUCACUGCCAAAAAAUAAAUAAAUUACAGUUGGGGUCACCACAUCGUGGGGAAUUGUAUUAAAGGGGUCGCAGCACUAUAAAGGUUGAGAACCACUGCUCUAGACCAAGUCCAUCUUGUAGUGUUACUGUGUCGAUAGCCAGAAAUUCUCCAAAUUAGAUACAUUUAACCAGACGCCUAGGAGUUUAGAAAGGGUCCUCUUCAACUAAGAGCAGUGUUUCUCAACCUCAGCAACUUUAAGCUGUGAGGACAACCCCCAGAAUUCUGGUGAGGAGCUCUGGGAGUUGAAGUCCACACAACCUAAAAUUCAGAAACACUGCUUCAGAUAUGUCCUUCUCCCUGUUAUAAGAUUUCCUUAAAAAUCUUCGCCAAAAGCUCUAAAGGCCCAGUUGACAAUGCUAUUCCAUUUCUCCCUCUCUCUCUCUCUCUCUCUCCCUCCCUGCUGUUCUUCACAUGAGUAUUUAAGAAGGCCUCCUUUGUUGUAAUUGGAGAUGGGAAAGAGAGAGGAGCCAAAAUAGAGUUUAUUAUAACUGACAUGAAACCUACGACAGGGUUGCAAAACUGUGGUUUGUGUACAGGUCAUUCCUUUGGCCCCAGAGCCUUCCAGAUUGCGGGAGCCAAAGAAUUUGACCCUUUGAGCAUUUUGCUGGGAUUAGAGAAAGCUGAGGACCAAGUGACUACUUUAAGAAAACUAAGAUAUCGCAUUCUCCUCUUAACACCCACCUCACAAAAUGAGGCUCUUAGGUAAUUUGUCCCUUCAUGAGCCAUGUAAAGUCAGGUAUGACCCUUUUGUUGGUGGACGUUACAUGCCCAUGAAUCUUCAUUAUUUGCUACCUUCACUUCUGUUUUGACUAUAGAUCCAUUUCUCUUGAGAGUCAUGCAAAGACCUUUGCAGAGUAGAGUUGAACAUCUUUCCAUAACUCUUGGCUAUACUUGGAGACGACUUAGAGAGCCAGUUUGGUGUAGUGGUAAACAUGCUGACCUAGAAGUCAGGGGACUGUGAGUUCUAAUCUUCCCUUAGGCAGGAAAACUGACAGGUGAUUUCGAGCCACUCAUUCUUUUUCAGCCCAACCGUCCUCACAGGGUUGUUGUGAGGAAAAUAAUAACAGCAAAAACAACAUCACGGUGGUCCCAGGAGGCCAGAAUUUUUCCUUUAAUUUGCAAUUCCGUUGGAUUUAACAGUGUAUGUUAAGCUUGUUGGGUGCUUAACAUACGUAUUUCCUUUCACAUGCCACUGAAUUUGCCACAGCCUAGGAAGAAUGAUAGAAUACAGGUAGUUCUCGCCUUACGACCAUAAUUGAGCCCAAAACUUCCAUUGCUAACAGAAACGGAAUGACGUGAGUUUUGCCCCCUUUUGUGACUUUUCUUGCCUCAGUUGUUUUAAGUGAAUCACUGCAGUUGUUAAGUUAGCAACACGGUGGUAAAAUAAAUCUGGGUUCUCCAGUGACUUGGCUUGUGACCCUGAGAUUCUGCAACCAUCAUAAAUAUGAGCCACUUGCCAAGCGAUCGAGUUCUGAUCACGUGACCACGGGGAUGCUGCAGAGGGGUUGUAAGUGAAAAAUAAUCAUGUCACUUUUUUCAGUGCCAUUGUAACUUCAAAAGGUCACCAAACAAAGCGUCGUUAAGUCGAGGACUACCUGUAGAAGGUAAGCUUUGAACCACGUGGGUCCUAUGGCUUGUACAGAAUGAAGCCCCAGCCAUUAAUCUAAUCCAGGGGUCUCCAAACUUGGCAACUUUAAGCUUUGGCGGACUUCAACUCCCAGACUUCCCCAGCCAGCAAAGUCUGCCAAGGCUUAAAGUUGCCAAGGUUGGAGACCCCUGAUCUAAUCCAUAAACUCUAAAGGAAAUACAAAGUGCUAAAUUCUUUGCUGUUUCAGCCCAGUGCCAUUUUCUUGUCUUUCUCUGUUUUGUGGUCAGUUGCUUGUGCUUAGAUGUUGUCUUUUAAAUGUUAUUCUGCCUGUGAUAGAUUAUUGCCCUUUGGUCAGCCCCCAACACUGUUGAGGUGUUUGCUUAGUAGGUCAAAAGGAUGUUUUUGGGUGGUUUCAACCUAGAACAGUUGCCGUGCUCCUCAAAAGCAGGAGAGGUUGAAACUCUCAGCUUCGUUUUCAGAUCUGAACUGAAAGAGGUUUUGGGAAUUCGGAGAAGGAAAUGAAAAAUUAGGAGCUGAGUCCAUAUUUGUAAGCACGGAACGGAGAAUUGGUAAGGUAGUGUCAAGAGGAAGCUGUUAGGAGUCAGGUGUGGAAAACAGAGAAUUGUUAUAUUAUAAUCAAAUGUUCUGUUUGUUAUAAGGAAAGGAAAACGGGGAAGCAAAUGGGUGCCAAGUUCAUUCAAACACUGUGCCAGGAGAGGAAAAAUUGGUCUAACAAAUACAUAAUUGGUUAGCUUUCUCGGUAUGGGUGGUACUUGUACUAACCCUCCCUAUCCUGUCCACAGGAUAGCAAACUCCGCAGAUGUGUUUGCUGUGCCAGCUGGGAGUACCGUAGUGGCCAUUGUAGUGUAGGGCCAGAGGGUGUCAGGUGGAAGAACAACCAAGACGCCAUCUAACACGUCUGGAUGUGUUAGAUUGUGAGAACAGCUGUGUUGGCUUGAGAUUCUGAGGAACCGAAGGCCAUCAUUUGGAGGGAACUGGUUUGAGAAAAGUUGCGUUAUGGAACCAGUUAGGAAUAUUGGAAAAAAAUAUUGGUAACAGGACGGGAGGAGUCUUAGGCUGAAAUCCCCAUUCAGUUAUGAUGCCUGUUGGAUGACCUGGGUCAAGUUAUUUCUCCGUUAGCCAGAUUUCCUCAUCCUGCAAGGAUGAAACAAGCGGGGAGAUCUAUGCUCUGGGAUCUUUCCAAGCAGCUUGGGGAAAGGUUGAGCUAAAAAAAAAUGUAAUUCUGAUUUCAAGUCGGGAUACUAAAAUCCUUCUUGCCUUUGAACAGUACUAAUUUGUUCUCUCGGUUCUUGUAUCUUCCUGAGAUUUUUUAUCAGAGUUCAUUUUUAGGCUUGUUUUUGCCCCGGUGCCAAUAUAUUUGCUCCCACUACUUAUUUAACAAAAUCCCGGGGGCUCUGAAUGAUUAAUCUGAAGCCAAAUGCCGCCGCCUCCCCUCCUUUUGAGUUGACCAUCACUUCCUCUCAGAUCAAGCACCUGAGUGACACUGAGCUUCGCCAUCUAUACCAGGGGUGUCAAACUCGCGGCCCGUGGGCUGGAUGUGUCACGCGCUGGCCACACCCACCUCCGGUUUAGUGAAGGGGGAAAAAGUCACGAUACAUCAUGUGACGACAAUGUAACGCCGCACGUUCGACACCCCUGAUCUAUGCUAGAAACCCGGAGAACUAGUCUGUCAGGGACAGGGCAUGAUACUCAAAGUCAGAAGACUUGGUGCUGAGAACAAAGCACAAAGAGAAUACUGCUAUCUGUUGAAACCAUGCUGGUUUCCCCAUUUUUCAAAGCAUCCGACUGGGCCCUCCCAACAAACUCAUUUGAUCCAGUAUUGCAUUUCUCACGUCUUCCAUUUUCCCGAUGGAAGAAACUUGGAAGUCAACAUCGUAGCCCCUUGAGAAGGAAGUCAGGUUGGCAGCCAGAACUGUGUCUGCGAUCCUCAACCCGGUGGCAGCCUUUACUGAAGGUUCUUUGUAGAACACCAUAAGCUGGACUUCCCCAAUACCUGCAAAAGUUUUAACCCAGUUCCCAUGAUUCCCCAUGUGGGAAGGUUGCAGUAGAUGUCAACUCUGUUCAUUUGUGGAGAACUCUUUCUCGCACUCUGCCCCUUCCCCACUUUUCCCUUUUUUUUGGUCCGGCAGUUUUCCAGCAGCCUUUUUUUCACCACUUUCCCUUCUUGGUCCCCCAUCCCUUCUGAUCAAAACAGCCAAGAUCCUGACUUGCCUUUGGCUGUUUAGUGUGUGGCGUGAUCGAACAAUGAACUUUUGUUUACAUUUCAAUAAUAAUAAAGUUUGGAUUUUUUUAAUGUUAUAAUGUGUGGUUUUGUCUUUUUGUCACUAUCUUCUGGGGGAAACGUUGCUAUACUUCUGUGGCCCACUUCUCCAAGGCUCACUCUUCCAAUACAUGAAUGGGCCCAUUGAAGAGUUGGAGAAGAUGGGCUAAUAGAAGUUUUAUUUUGUUCUGUGGUCAUUAGCAACCUUUGUGGGUUUGCUCCGUUCUUAUUAAAUGCACUCUCUUGGGGUGGUCUUUUGUGUAACACUUGUUGCAGAGUCACAGAAGGACGAACACAGAUGGAGAUCUGUUGGGACUCCACAGGAAGUUUCAAACUCAAGAAAUUGCUAGCAAUGCCAAUAGCUUAGCAUUGGGGAUCCCCUAAACUCCACUGAAGAUGUUGCCUAGCCUGGUAACAAAACGGAAACCAGCCCACAAGCUCGGAGAACAAACCCUCAUCCUACACCCAAGCUACAGAUAUUGCAAUGCCAAUAGCAUUUAGGCUUAACAGAUUAAGGACCUUGCAGGUCAUCUAGUCCAGCCCCCUGCCCAAGCAGGAGACCCUACAUCUGCCUCUACCUAGGAUUGAACUCACAACCUCCUGAUUGUGAGGCAAGAGCUCCACCUCUAGGCCCCAGCAGCUGUUUUAUAUGCUGCUCUUGCCCCAUAGCACUUUACAAUUUUCUGUGGGAGGUUUACAAUGCCAGUGUUGUUUGCAUAUCGCCCCCAACAAUCUUGGUCCUCAUUUUACCAACUUUGGACAGAUAAAAAGCUAAGUCAACCUUGGGCCUUAUCAAGAUCCAACUGCAGGCUGUGGGCAGAGCUUG